Neoarius graeffei (lesser salmon catfish) is the source of this 2318-nucleotide messenger RNA. RefSeq names its product LIM and senescent cell antigen-like domains 1 (gene lims1). Gene Ontology annotation, biological process: positive regulation of substrate adhesion-dependent cell spreading; positive regulation of integrin-mediated signaling pathway; cell-cell junction organization. Bases 151 to 1164 code for a protein of 337 amino acids. Gene Ontology annotation, cellular component: focal adhesion; cytoplasm; cell-cell junction. Lineage: Eukaryota; Metazoa; Chordata; Actinopteri; Siluriformes; Ariidae. The transcript is spliced from 10 exons. The record is from RefSeq and is a predicted model, not a curated record.
GGGGUCACUGAAAAUCCAGCGCCCCGAGAGGAAGGAGCAGAGUGUGCAGCUGUUAGCGGGGUUGCGCUUUCCUACUGAAAUAUUUCAUAUAGUGUUAGCUUAAAGUUGUCGAGUCUCAAUACUGUUUCCGGAUUAGCGGUUGAGUAGGGGAUGCUGGGUGUGUCAGAAAUGACGGGCAGCAGCAAUAUGGCCAAUGCCCUGGCGAAUGCCGCAUGCGAGCGUUGUAAAAGCGGCUUUGCCCCAGCCGAGAAGAUCGUCAACAGUAACGGUGAGCUGUACCACGAGCAGUGUUUCGUGUGUGCCCAGUGCUUCCAGCAGUUUCCGGAGGGACUGUUUUACGAGUUUGAAGGCAGGAAGUACUGCGAGCACGAUUUCCAAAUGUUGUUUGCCCCUUGCUGUCACCAGUGUGGUGAGUUCAUCAUUGGCCGUGUGAUUAAAGCCAUGAACAACAGCUGGCACCCUGACUGCUUCUGCUGCGAUAUUUGCCAGGCAGUGUUGGCUGAUGUUGGAUUUGUCAAAAACGCUGGCCGUCAUCUGUGUCGUCCAUGUCAUAAUCGGGAGAAGGCUCGCGGGCUUGGGAAGUACAUUUGUCAGAAGUGCCAUGCCAUCAUUGAUGAGCAGCCUCUCAUCUUUAAGAACGAUCCCUACCAUCCGGAUCACUUCAACUGCAGCAACUGUGGUAAGGAGUUGACUGCUGAUGCUCGGGAGCUGAAAGGAGAGCUGUACUGUCUCCCCUGCCAUGAUAAAAUGGGCGUGCCGAUCUGCGGCGCCUGCAGGAGGCCUAUCGAAGGCCGUGUGGUCAAUGCCAUGGGCAAACAGUGGCAUGUUGAGCAUUUUGUGUGUGCCAAGUGUGAGAAGCCCUUCCUGGGUCAUCGCCAUUAUGAAAGAAAAGGACUGGCAUACUGCGAGACUCACUACAACCAGCUUUUUGGUGACGUCUGCUACCACUGCAAUCGAGUGAUCGAAGGAGAUGUUGUGUCUGCUCUGAACAAAGCCUGGUGUGUCAACUGCUUCUCUUGUUCUACCUGUAACACCAAACUCACCCUGAAGAACAAGUUUGUGGAGUUUGACAUGAAGCCUGUGUGUAAGAAAUGCUAUGAGAAAUUUCCCCUGGAGCUAAAGAAGAGGCUGAAGAAGCUGGCUGAAACUGUAGCCCGCAAGUAGACUUGGACACCGGCAGGGGCACUGGAGACUCGGCGAACUUUCCUGUGCUUCAUGGAAUGGAGAACUAUGCAUUUCUGUAGCCUUCAUAUCCUCUCGCAUUGCUACUCAGUGGUGUUGGUUGUAUUAGUUCAGUACUCAGUAUUAUUCUUAUAUUUGAGGAAAGCCCAGUGAAUGAGGUAAACGUGCUUCACUUAUUGCUGCAUAUUUCGGAUCACAGUGCCUCUUCAUUUAUUACAAUUCAGGAACCAAAAGGCUUCAUUUCAUAGAAAUGUAUGAAAAAUUUUAUUCCAUAUAUGCAACAAGAACGCUAUGCUUCACAAUAAUCAGUAUGCGAUCUAACGUGCAGUUUACAUGCUAGAAUAGCUUGAUGGAUUGAAUCGGCCGAACAGGAUACACUGCUUUUACUUAUAGCCAAAGCUGUUUGCCUUGUAAUGUAAUCCUAUAUUAUGUAAUGGAAUGUUCUGUGGAAAACGGGUAAUGAAAACCCCGUUUUAGACGUCUUACUUUACAGGAUCUUAAAUAUGUAUCAAGCUCUCAAACACUUACCAUCAUAUGCUCAUUUAUUUUUAUAAUACAGUAGGUUUGUGUUUUAAGUUUGGCAUAUUUCAAGUUGUAAUAUAUUAAAUAUGCACAAUGUUUGAACUGAUCAUGGGGUCCAGAUUAACGAGGACUUUAAAAAGGUCCUGUAAAAAUCAUACAUGCGUGUUCCUGAUGCUUCUUGGUAUCAUAAAUGCAUCAUGACCAUGGGGUAGAAAAGUUUAAUUGGAUCGAAUCCAUUUGAAUUGAAAUGAGUUAUGCAGCUGAAUGAAUUGACGUGCUGUAUCUUUUUUUUUUUUUUUUUUAGCCCCCACAAAAAAAAACCCAAACAACUCAUGUAUGAGGAUUUUAUAAUUUAAGGGUGUUAUUUCCUAGACUUUUCACAGCAAAAUCUGGCACAUCAAAGGGACCAGCUACAUUUUUAGUCAUUUCCCUUUUAUUAUUGGGGGGGGGUCCAUCAGUGACUUAUUACACAGAAUAAAAUUAACUAUGUCAUUACAUCUGAGCAUUAUAUGCAACUAUAUUCAUCUUAUUUAUGCUGUUCCAUUUCAUUAUAUCUCUAAUGUGCUGAUUAAUGCUUUAAACAUUAUGCAAAUAAAAUAUGCACUUGUGAUUUA